AUGGUGGAAGUGUUUAUGAUAUGGGUGGAUUGGAUGCACUCGCUGAUGAAGAUUGAAGUGGCCGACGAGGCGAGGAUCGCCGGCACCGUACCAUCUCCGGAGCACGCGUGUGCGCUCAUGAAGCUGCUGUUCUUGGUUUCAAUCGCGGUGCUAGAAGACUACGAGUAUCGGUUUGGUAUUACGGGUCGUAUGUGUCUAAAGUAUUUCGACGCGUUUCACCAUUCGGGCUGCCCGUGCGUUCCAGAUGCGAGUCUACGGAGAACGUCCUGCGGCGACUACGAGGUACGCUGGUGGAAAAAAGUAGUUUGGAGCGAGGAACGCGAUCCAAACAACGCGUGGAACGUCAUGUGGGGACGUUCCAGAUUUGGCUGCCGAAUCCACGGUGCGACAGGCUUGGGCCAAUACGGCUCGGCGACGACACCGAGCGUCAGUCGGGGAGAAUUGUCACGGUGUACAAUUGGAUGA
This is a messenger RNA of Phytophthora infestans T30-4, 465 nucleotides long. RefSeq lists its product as uncharacterized. Bases 1 to 465 code for a protein of 154 amino acids. The record is from RefSeq and is a predicted model, not a curated record. Lineage: Eukaryota; Oomycota; Peronosporomycetes; Peronosporales; Peronosporaceae. The transcript is spliced from 3 exons.